CAUGUCCCGGAAAGUACAACCUACAGCCCCCAGAGCCCAGGAGCACCAGCUCUCAGCCCAGGAGAGUCGGCCACCCCCAGAGGCCAAUGCUGAAGCCCUGCGCUUCCUCAGAUCCCUCCGGCAGGAGGAGCUGCAGAUGCUGUUCUUCUCCGAGACUCUGGUCAUGGUCUCAGACUCAGGGGAGCCUCAGGGAGAGCUGACCAUUGAGGUGCAGAGAGGAAGAUACAAGGACGACUUUGGCCUCAUGUCGCACUGCGUCCUGGUGCACGCCUUUAGCCGCGGCCUCAUGGACAAGAUGCUCUGCGGAAACUCCCUCCUGGGCCAUCUCUCAUGGAACCUGGAGCUCAUGGAACAACACAGUCAGGAGUUCAUCAAGUUCCACAUCCUCCCCAUGGAACGGAAGACGAGUUUGCUGAAGCAGGAUGAUCAACUGGUCAUGACCAGAAGCAUCAAGGAGGGCCAGGAAGUGAAGACCGAAGUGGCUUUUUUCCCCUGGCACUCAAUCACAGGCUUCAUCUCCGAGGCUGCCAACCUGGUGUUGCUGAGGGUGAUGGCCUGGCGGCAGACGGUGCCCAGCAACGCCCGCUUCCUGGCCUUGGACACAGAGGGCAAACUCUGCUAUUCUACUUACCAAGCCCUGGGCUCCCAGGCGAUCCAGGUGGGCCACCGGCAGGUGGAAGUGUUCACCGUGGAGCAGACUGUGCACUCGGAGGAGGGCAUCCCCAUGUCCUGCCAGUUCUACCUGCUCCCUGAUGGGCACGUAGCCAAGAGAGUCCAGGUGGGCUCCCCCGGCUGCUGCAUGAUCACCAAGAUGCCCAUCUUGAGGGAGGAGGAUGAGAUUGAGCCUCGCCCAACAUUUGAGAAGAAGCCCCUGGUUUGGGAGGAGGACGUGGAGCUCUACUCGAGGUUCAUGGAGCGGAAGGAGGAGCUCCGUCUCAGCCACAACAGCUACCUGCGGCAGCACCCGGAGGCCCACGCGCUCAUCUCCGAUUUCCUGCUGUUCCUGCUGCUGCGCCAGCCCGCCGACGUGGUCACCUUCGCGGCCGACUUCUUCGGCCCCUUCGCCGUGCGCCGCCGGCCGACCCCCUCCCUGCGCUCCUCCAACCGGCCCAGCCCCUUCCGCUCGCUGGACCCGGAGUGCAGUCCCAGCGAGGGCUAGCGGGGCGCGCCGCCGGCAGGAAGCGGGGCCUCCGGCGGGCCAGGCGGGACGCCCCCGGGGACGCGCUUUCCGGGCUGCGGUUUGGAUGGGAGUAAGCGGGGCCCUCCCGCGGCGCUGCCCUGCGAGCCGGAAUCUUCCCUGGCCCACGUCUUGUCUUGCACUAAAAAUAGGAACCGUUAACAGUGUCUAUCGAGCUAAUUGCAGCCUUUCUUCCUAGAUGCUAUUAUUACCAAUAUUCCUAUUUUACAGAAAAGAAAAUAGAGGCACAGAAAGGUAAAGUAGCUUUUAAGAGUUAGCAGGUGGGACGCAGGCUUCAUACCUGGACGUUGGUUUCCAAACCCGGUCACUAGGUUAGCGGGGGUGCAGGGGCGGAGCUUCUUGGCGCUCGGAAUCACCCUGGAUACCACGAAGCGUAAUUCCCCGCUCUCGGCUCCCAAAGAAAAAGAGCAGACGAAGUGGGGCGACUGGGGCGGGGUCUGGAUCACCACCGGUCUUGCUCAUCACCUCCGAAACCUGCCAAAACACCCGCCCCCACCUCUCACUCUCCACCUCCUUCCUCCCGGUUCCCGCUGAUACACAGGAACCCCCCAACUGCAGGCGGGGUCCCCAGUUCCCGGCUCCGGGAGAAAAGAGGACGGGCAAGUGAUCAUCCCCUCCUUUAGCCUCCUUGCUUUACGUCUGUCUGGCCAGCGGCUUGUUUCUGCCCAAUGAUGGCCACCGCUCAGUGGCAAAUAUUAGGCGAGCUCCCCCAAGGCAGCUGGUGAUGGGGUGCUGGCUCCAUCCCUCCAUCUAUUCGCUCAUCCGACCUGCUGCUGCAAGAUGGGAACUCGGAGAUGC
Molecule: messenger RNA, 1996 nt
Organism: Equus quagga
Lineage: Eukaryota; Metazoa; Chordata; Mammalia; Perissodactyla; Equidae
Gene: CATIP
Product: ciliogenesis associated TTC17 interacting protein
Exons: 10
Coding region: 2-1159 (385 amino acids)
Biological process (GO): actin filament polymerization; cilium organization
Source: RefSeq, a predicted model, not a curated record